Molecule: messenger RNA, 3819 nt
Organism: Urocitellus parryii (Arctic ground squirrel)
Lineage: Eukaryota; Metazoa; Chordata; Mammalia; Rodentia; Sciuridae
Gene: Znf783
Product: zinc finger protein 783
Biological process (GO): regulation of transcription by RNA polymerase II
Cellular component (GO): nucleus
Molecular function (GO): RNA polymerase II transcription regulatory region sequence-specific DNA binding; DNA-binding transcription factor activity, RNA polymerase II-specific
Source: RefSeq, a predicted model, not a curated record
CGUGGCUCGGGACGCAGCUCGCGGCCGCCCGGCGGGAGCUCCGAGGCUGGGCGGCACCCGCUCCGCCGCCGCCGCCCGCACCAGGCCUGAGGAUCGCAGCCCAGCAAGGACGCAGGCCGCCAUGGCCGAGGCGCCGCCCGCGCGGAUUCCAGGGGGGGACAAGCGAAUGGAGGACCAGAGACCUCUAACACCUCCGUCGCCCCAGCCAGCUGCUGAGAAGAACUCAUACCUCUACUCCACAGAGAUCACGCUGUGGACAGUGGUGGCUGCCAUUCAGGCCUUGGAGAAGAAGGUGGAUUCCUGCCUGGCCCGCGUGCUGACUCUGGAGGGACGCACUGGGACAGCAGAGAAGAAGCUGGCUGAUUGUGAGAAGACGGCCGUGGAGUUUGGCAACCAGUUGGAGGGCAAGUGGGCCGUGCUGGGGACCCUGCUGCAGGAGUACGGGCUGCURCAGCGGCGGCUGGAGAAYGUGGAGAACCUGCUGCGCAACAGGAACUUCUGGAUCCUUCGGCUGCCCCCUGGCAGCAAGGGGGAGGUCCCCAAGGUGCCCGUGACCUUUGAUGAUGUGGCCGUUUACUUCUCCCAGCCUGAGUGGGGCAAGCUGGAGGACUGGCAGAAGGAGCUCUACAAGCAUGUGAUGAGGGGCAACUAUGAGACACUGGUCUCCCUGGAUUAUGCCAUCUCCAAACCUGACAUCCUCACCCGGAUAGAGAGAGGAGAGGAGCCUUGUCCUGAAGACCAGCAAAGCAAGGAGAAGGGGACUGAGGAAGAGGCCGCAUGUCCAAGGAGGCUGGACACUGGUCUCCUUCCAUAUCCAGAGCAAGUCCCCAGUCCAGUCAGCCAUGCCCAGGAGGAGCCCAAAGAAGGGCAGGCCCCUCAACACCAACAGAACGAAGAAGCAGGAGUGACCCCACCCAAGCCGGGCACUGGUGGUGGUGGCAUGGCCAUCAAGACAGAAGCUCAGUCUGAGGAGGAGAUGGUGCCUGAGCAGCUCCGCCUGGGGUCCCCAAGCCGGACCAAGUGUAGAACACCUAGAGGGCCUAGGAACAGGACUGGAGGCCCCAGGCGGCAUCACGCCCAGGGGAGGCCAAGGGUGCGCACUGGGGAGCCUCGGCCACCAGGGACCAUUGGGGAAGCACCCCGCGUACUCCCUCGCCGGCGGGAACGGACCUUCCCCUGCCCUGACUGUGGGCAGAGCUUCCGCUUGAAGAUUAAUUUGACAAUCCAUCAAAGGACUCACGUGGAGGAGGAGCACAGGGAAGCUCCYGGGGGCUCACCCACCAGAUGGGGGGAAGGCCACUCUACGCUGGAGCCAGGGGAAGUGGUAGUGCCUGGCCCUGUCAUCCGCUGGCUCCCCGAGGAGCCGGCGGGCCACCAUUCCCUGGGAGGGCGUGCCUUCAUGGGGCGGAGGCCCACGGCCACCAAGAUUUACCACUGCAGUGAAUGCCUGCGCUUUUUCCAGCAGCGGAAGAGCCUGCUGCUUCACCAGCGCCUGCACACAGGCAACAAUCAGGGCUGGCCUGCCUGUCCCUACUGUGGCAAGGCCUUCCGCCGGCCCUCGGACCUCUUGCGUCACCAGCGUAUCCACACUGGUGAGCGACCCUACCAGUGCCCCCAGUGUGGCCGGGCCUUCAACCGAAACCACCACCUGGCUGUGCAUAUGCAGACUCAUGCCCGGCAUCGGGUGGGCCUGCAUUUCCCUGUGCCCUCUGCAGGCCAGGGGAGCUCACCCCUGCAGGGUCGCAGCCAUGCAGAGGAGGGCUGACCAGGCAGGAGCCUGCAGGGCAUCCUCUUGUCUUCCUGCAUCCCUGGCAGGACCUGUGCUCUAUCUCUUAGGGCUUUCCCUUGUGCCUGAUGCUGGUCCCUUAUUCUGGGAUGUCUUGGAGAGAGGUUUUUUUGUUUUUUUUUUUUUUAUUGUUUCCCCUAUUCAAAUGGAAAGCAGUGGCCCUUUUGAUGAUAUCAUAUAUAUGCGACAAGGUACCUCUAUUUUCUCUUUCCUAAGAGUGUCACUCUGUGCUAUCUUUUUCUACAUUUUUGACCUGUAAAGGGUCCCUAAAGGCUUAAACAACACCAGUUUUUGGUGUAGCUUUUGACUGGUGCUACAGUCAAGAUGAUCAGAGACUGUGGUCCUUUCAGAAUGGACCAUAGAGACUUCAGGGACUGGGAGUGACUGCACAGAGGUCUGUCUGCGCUCCACAUGAGAAAACAGCAGAGAGAACAGGACACAAGAGAAGGCACUCGGAAUUUGCAUUUUCUACUUUUGUUAGCUUGAGACUUUUUUUUUUCUUUGAAUGAAGACUUUGUAAUGUGUUUGUAAGCGUUGUGUGUAGUUGCAAAGAGGACCAGGAGCUCCUGAGGGCAGGAAUUCUGUCACUUCCUUUGUGGGUCUGGCAGGGCAGGAAGAGGGUUUUGAUGGGCAGAAUUUGGCUGCUGUCUUAGAAGCACAGCUUCUCCCCAGCUGUAUGUUUCUGAGCUCUGAGUGACUCCCAGUCUUCCUAGUCCUUCCCUCACAGGGCAGUCUCAUCUGUUAUUUACUUUUGAUAUCAGUUAAAAGAGGAAAGGAAAUCAGGUGUGGAUGGCCUCCCUUGCCAGAUCUCAGGAUUCAUAGGUGUGCAUGAUCCAUUGACUGGACCCAGAAGAUGUCUUGAGGGUGCUGCAGUCUUGUGAGCCCAAGACCUUCCUCAAGGGGAAGACUGACUGGGGGAGGCUGGGGAGUCUGCCUGGACUCUCCAGGCCUCGUUUCUCCUGGUAAAGAAUUUGGGGUCUGGUGCUAAGUAGGGCUAGGAGAUUGGGGAAUCCUUCAGCCCCCCUCUAGGCUCACAUUCCUUGUCUGUCAAAGGGUAACAGCUCCAGUGCAUCCCACCUCAUCUAGGAGUUGUUGGCACUGAAUUUAGAGACUGCACAAAUAAGACGCUUGGUGAUAUUCUUAGUUUCAAGUUCAGUGUUUCCUAUUUUUUUUUUUCCAGUGAUUUCCUGCUCAGUCAGAAUCCCCUGGGAAGAGUGAGGGUUAGUGCCCUUGUACCAAAGCAUCGGUCCAUGACCUGUUUUUAAUAGUAUGCUAUUGUCAGGCUGCAAGGAGAAGUCUUGAUGCCUAGUUUCUUAUAUUCCUUAAUCACACCACCUUGGGUGCUGCCUACAGACCAGCUGGCUGUGGGUUCUGGGUCCCUGGCAACUUCCUGUUGUCCUCACCCCUUUUCCACAGUCCCGAAUGGAGUUGGGGGCAGAUGGUAACAUUGCCAUCAUCCCUGGGAAAGGGGAAGGAUAAAAGUCUGACAGGUUAGCCAAGAUCCUAAAGAGGCACCUCCUGCUUGAGGCUCCUGCUUGUCUGGAGCCCCACAAGUCAGAGACAAAUAUCAGCACGUGGGCAGGCAGGAUGUGGUACAAGUGUGGCUGCUCAGCUUAACCCUCAGCUACAAGAGCUAGGCUCAGAUAUUCUGGUGGUGCCUCAGGGCUCAGAAUUUUAAAUUCUAAAAUUUUAAAUGCUAAAUGCACUCUGUAAAUACAAGCAUUCAAUUGCAAGGCUCAGGUGUUUUUCCCUUUUCUUAUUUUCAAAGCAUUCAGUACUCAGCUCUGGGCUAUGCAUAUUGGGUUUGCCCUGGCACUCAAUAGGACGUGUUUAAAGAGUGCUCCUUAGGUUGAAAUGAACAGUGGAGGCUACAAGGUGCAGUAGCCCAGUGGUGYCCCACAAUCGGAAGGUGGGAGCCCUGGUUGGGUCCCAGACUUCCCCAGCUCUGGGCCUCAGCGUCCUCAUUUGUGAAACAAAGAAGUGGUUGGGUCUUAAGAUUCCUUAACAACUGUGAAGGUGGCAGUCUUCUGCUU